AUACGCGCACGAAACUGUAAAUACGAGCCGGUCGUUAGUUUUUAUUAAUGGAACGAUUAACCCUAUCAUCGAACCGCAAACAUCUGCCCAAGCGAUGCGUUGUCGCGCAAAAUCUUACGCCAUCAUCAGCUACGGAGUUUUCUUUCGUAGCAUUGCAAAUUUCCAAAGCUUUUAAUAUUACAAAAAUGAAAAUAUUAUUCUCAAAUUUAAUACGAAGUUUAAUAAAGUAAAAUGAAAUAAUCCAAUAUAGUUCGUUUGCGCAUGGCGCGAGGAAUUAAAAUCUUGGUAAAAUCGUCGUCAGGACGACGUAAGAUACUAUUAAAUCGAUAAGUACCAUGUGAAUCUUCGUGAAUACCUGCAAAACCAUGUCCAAUCCUUUGGUAUCCAGUGCAGAAAAUAAAUUGAACGAUUUGAAUAAGAAAAUCGCCGAAAUCAAGAAAAAGAUCCAGCUGUCAGAGGGACAAAGAAAAGCGAAUUUCGAGGAGUACGAAGCGAAGAAGCACGAGUACGCGGAGAGCAUCGGGUCUCUUAAGCAAAGGGUUAAGGAGCUUUACGCGGAGUAUGCAAACUUGAAAAAUAAUGAGGGAAAAUCGGAGAGCAGUGUUCACAUGAGUCGCAAGUCGUCGGCUCAUGAGAAAAAACGCAAUUUAAGCGAGACAAUUGCUAAAGCGGAGGAGGACAAUGUACGCUUAAGAAAGAGGCACGAUCUAAUUAAAUAUCAACGCCAGAGGAGACAGCAGAAAUUACAUCUGUUACUCGAAGAGUACAACGAAUUGAUGAAUGAUAAAAUGCAGAAAAUAUUUAAGAAGAAGGUGGAGAACCCAUUAAAAAAUAAAAUUGUGAAACUGGAGGUACGUUUGGAGCACAUCAAAAUGAUGCAGAUCAAGGCGAACAUAGUGCGAAUGAAGUAUCGUUCCAUGCGUUCCGAUUUGAAAGAAAAAUCGGUCUUUUACGCGUCCUCCUUGAAGAACUUGGAGUACGAGAUGAGAGAACAGGAAAACGAAAUGAAACGUCUACAGGCAAGCUACGAGUUUGAUCGUUCAAAGAAAUAUUGCUUUACAAGAUUUUCAUAGUGACACGAAAUCAACGUGAACAUGUUCUAAGCAGAGAGUGAAGGAAGAAGCGAUUACGUUAAGAGAUAACACGCAGGAGACGU
Molecule: messenger RNA, 1156 nt
Organism: Osmia lignaria (orchard mason bee)
Lineage: Eukaryota; Metazoa; Arthropoda; Insecta; Hymenoptera; Megachilidae
Source: RefSeq, a predicted model, not a curated record